This is a messenger RNA of Rubroshorea leprosula, 1517 nucleotides long. The record is from the annotation of a GenBank genome assembly. Lineage: Eukaryota; Viridiplantae; Streptophyta; Magnoliopsida; Malvales; Dipterocarpaceae.
GUCCUCUUUCCUCUUCGAAAUGUCUAACUUCUAUGAUAGCCUUGUGUUUGAGUUUCAGCCAUGGUGGUGGGCUGGUUUUGCGGUGGUUCUGGCCUUGUAUUAUGCACGGCUCAUGACCAAGAAAUCACCAAGAAGGCCGCCGUUGCCACCAGGUCCGCCAGGCCUGCCUUUGCUAGGAAACCUUCCCUUUCUUCCACCUGAUUUAAAUCACUACUUUACCAAAUUGUCUCAAACUUAUGGUCCCAUCAUGAAGCUCCAACUGGGCAGUAAGAUCUGUAUUGUUAUAACCUCCCCUUCGCUCGCCAAAAUAAUCCUAAAAGACAACGAUAAAAUCUUUGCUAACCACGAAGUUUUUGCAGCGGCGAGAACCCUAGUUUAUGGUGGGAUUGACAUUACUUUCAGCCCUAAUGGUCCGCAAUGGAAGAAGAUGCGAAAGAUUUUUGUUCAUCAACUGAUGAGCAACGCGAGCCUUGAUGCCUGCUAUGCACUUCGCCGACAUGAAGUACGAGAAAUGGUGAAGGACCUGCAUGGCAAAGCCGGUUCCCCCAUUAAGAUCGGCGAGCAAAUGUUUAUUACGACCCUGAACGUUACAAUGAAUAUGGUAUGGGGUGGUCAAUUGCAUUUGGAGGAAAGGAACAGCAUAGGGCCUGAGUUUAGACGGUUAGUAAUGGAGGUUUUUGAAUUGUUGUCAAGAGCCAAUAUCUCUGAUCUUUUCCCUGUCCUGGCUCCAUUCGAUCUUCAAGGAAUCGAGUUGAAAAUGAAGAAGUUGUUUCUGUGGUUUGAUCAGAUGUUUGAAUCAGUCAUAGCAGGCCGAAUGAAUGAAAACGAUGAGGUUAAAAACAAGGAUUUGCUGCAGUUCUUGUUAGGAUUGAAGCAUCAAGGCGACGAAGGGAGUACUCCAUGUUUAUCCACAGAUGAAAUUAAAGCAUUGUUUAUGGAUACUUUAUUUGGCGCUUUGGAAAAUUCAUCGACCAUGGUGGAGUGGGCCAUGACAGAAUUACUACGACAUCCAGCAAAAAUGAGAAGAGCAAGGGAAGAAAUUGAGGAAGUGAUCGGAAACCAGAACAUUGUGGAGGAAUCCCAUUUGCCCAAACUGCUAUAUUUGGAUGCAGUCAUAAAAGAGGCACUUCGACUUUAUCCAGUGGCUCCCUUCCUAGUGCCCCGCAACCCCAGCAAGGAUUGCUGUGUGGCCGGAUACACGAUCCCUCAGGGCUCCAGAAUCAUGAUUAAUUUAUGGACAAUUCAAAGGGACCCCGAGCCUCAGAUUAAUCGCCAACGCUUUGAGGAUGCAGGAGAGAUGGAACAUGUUAGCAACAGUGCCCAUCAAUGAGUUAUGUAUGCUAGUUUAUUUGUAGUUUGGCAGAGUAAACUAAAUGCUUAAUUCGGCUGCUUUUAAGCGCAUUCACCCCAAAGCAUUGCUGUGUGUUGAUGAGAUGUAUUUCACAACAAGAAAAUGCCAAAUUACACGUCAGUUUGGGUGGAAAGAAUGUGAUUUUUAAUAAAUUUUAUACAGUUUU